Messenger RNA from Vigna unguiculata (cowpea), 1042 nucleotides. RefSeq names its product glutaminyl-peptide cyclotransferase-like. The record is from RefSeq and is a predicted model, not a curated record. Gene Ontology annotation, molecular function: glutaminyl-peptide cyclotransferase activity. Lineage: Eukaryota; Viridiplantae; Streptophyta; Magnoliopsida; Fabales; Fabaceae.
UCCUUAAAUGCGUUCCUCUUUCACUCUUUCUUUCACUCCUUCCAUGGCUGCUUCUCUCCUUCUCUCUCUCUUCCUUAUCUUUUCAGUCAUUUCGUCGAACAGAUGCUGCGCGUUGCAACACCCAAUUUCCUAUGCCAACUUCACCAUCGUCAAUGUCUUCCCUCACGAUCCACAAGCCUUCACCCAGGGCCUUCUUUAUUAUGGAAAUAACACCUUAUUUGAGUCAACUGGACUUUAUGGACAGUCAUCUGUUCGUAAAGUUGCUCUUCUUACUGUGAAGGUUGAAAAUAUUCAUAAGAUGGAUGAAUCCUUAUUUGGGGAAGGUUUAACUCUCCUCAACAACAGGUUGUAUCAAGUAACUUGGUUGCGGAGAGAUGGUCUCAUAUAUAGCCCUCAAAAUUUAAACCAAAUUGGAAGAUUUGAUCAUGAUAUGAAUGAUGGUUGGGGUCUGGCAACUGAUGGAAAAGUGAUUUUUGGAAGUGAUGGGAGUUCAACGUUGUAUCAACUUAAUCCUCAAACAUUUAAAGCUGAAUCAAAACAUGUUAUCUACUAUAAGGGUCAUCAAGUAUACAAUCUCAAUGAAUUGGAAUACAUAAAUGGUGAAGUUUGGGCAAAUGUUUUACCGACCGAUUGCAUCGUGAGAAUAUCUCCCAAUGAUGGCAGCAUUCUUGGAUGGAUUCUCCUCCAAAAUUUAAAGAAGGAACUUGUAGAUGCUGGAGAGAUCAAUGAGGGUGAUAUUUUGAAUGGGAUAGCAUGGGAUGAUGAGCAGAAGCGUAUAUUUGUGACCGGAAAAUUGUGGCCAAAGCUGUACGAGAUAAAGGUUAGUCCUAUAAAGACACCAAUUGAUGAAGGAACCAUUGAGCAACUUUGUUUGCCUGACCCUUAUAUUCCACCACAAGGACCUCAAAAUCAAUAACAAAAUAUGUGCUUAAGUCAAAUCACUUGGUUCAGGACCUUUUUUAAUCUUAAUAUUGGGUUUAGAAUAAUGUAAGAACCAAGAUAUUUUGACAUUCAAUAAAUUUGUACGUUUAUCUUUUAUUUA